AUGAUGCGUCUCAAAGGCGCCGGCUUCUCGGCCAUUGCGAACGCGUUUCGCGAGCGUGAGAAGCGGUUGGGCGGCGGCUUGCCUCUGUUAGACUUCGUAGAGAUCGUGCUGCCUGGACUGCCUCGACCGAAGAACGCAGCGGAGAAGGCUGCGAGUGUGAGUGCGCUAAUUGAUCUGUUCGAAGACAUCGACAUCAAUGGCGACGGCGUCAUGGAGUUCGAGGAGUUCACGAGUUUCUGCGUCGACGCCGGGAUGGUGGCGACUCGAACUCAGAUCGCGUCACUCAAGCAUCGGUACGAGCGCGACACGAAGAAGGCGCUGAAGACGACGGCAGCCACAGCUCUAGUUGCCCCCAAUUCCAACGUACACGUCCCCACAAGCGCAAAUACAGCGGCUAACCCACUCAGUACGAGCAUCGAGAAGCUCAGGUGGUCGGCCGAGUUCCGCAUGUUCCUGGUGGUGGAGAACACCGCGCGCUCGGUCAAAGUUUUCAUGAGCGACGGCAAGUUCGUGACUGAGGUGAGUGUGGCGAGUGAGAAGCAGACGCAGGCGAAUGGAUCCGCUGCGGCGUCAGUAGCUGGCAACAGCGGAGUGCCGUUCAACGACGUGCUUCUAGUAGGCGACGGCGUGACGUUUGUGGCUCCGACGACUGCAGCGCCCCCCUCCGCUUCGAGUGUUUCGGUCUUGGACGCCGUCUUCAUCCACCGCUUCCAGUGGUUGGCCAUCAGCACGACGGACUUUUCCAUUUCAUUCUACGACAUGAGCGAGUCGCGCUUCGCAGCUUCGAUCUCCAGUUUGAGCUUCAGGACGACGAAAGAGUUCGCACUGCUGAAGAACUUGGGGCUCACGACCACCACGGCACAGCUGAUGCUGCGCUUCUGCGAGUCGUCAGCGCUGCUUCUAGGCUCGGGGAACGACUUCAUCGUCAAUGUUUGGAAAGUUAUCGAUGCAGAGACCAAAAUCCUGUGGCGACGGCUUUCGGGCCAUACGGACCUCGUCCUGGACGCGCUUGAGAUCUCACAACACGACUUGCUGGUUAGCUGUGACCUCCGUCAUAGCAUUCAGUUGUGGGAUAUCACUGACGGCCGUCCGCGUGGUUCUCUUGUCGGCCAUGAGCGCGGAGUUCGACAGCUUUGCUACUCGACGCACCACGAUCUGCUACUGAGCGCGGGCUUCGAGUAUGAAGCACUGGCUUGGGAUUUAGGCUCGCGACAAGUGGCUCUCAAGCUGUCUGGCCAUCGCGCACCGCUUGUUGGGAUUCAGCUCGCGCUCUUCCAGACGGAACGAGCCAUCACUGCGGAUUGUCUGGGCAUGUUUAAGGUCUGGGACAUCACGCGAGGCGAUUCGAGUUCCUCCGUUUCCAGCACUUCACACGCUGUUCAGCUUGAAUCGGUGGAUCUGGGGAUGCCAUCGGCGCGCGUGGAGACUCUGUCGUUCCUGAGCAUGCACCCGUACAGGCGGGAUCUCUGGGUAGUGACAUCGGGAAGUUGUACGCUGCAGCAUUUUCGGAGUGUUCGGGUGCAGCAGUUCGACGAGGUGCCGCUCCGAGCGUUCUACCACUACUCGGCCAACAAGUUCGUGGUCGUCGCAGGCUCCGCUUGCAGUCUUUGGGAUGGCGAAACAGGCGCUUGUAGUGAGGAAUUCACUCACGUUGGAAACAUCCGCGCCGGUGGAGCCAAGUCUAACGAGAAGAAAGACGCUGCUCCGUCGGAUCCGGCGGCUGCAGCUUCAAGGGCGCCGAGCAACUCAAACCAUAACGAACCUACUACAGAGCUGCUGACUUGCGCGCAUGAUGCGAAAUGCAGGAAACUUGUCGUGGUGACGGAGCUUGGAGCGCUCGGAGUCUUCAACUGCCAGAACUUCGUGCAGAUGCGUCAGUGCCAGGAGUCAUUUCAGUCAAAAACUCGUGUUCAGCGCAGAAUCUCCGCAGUAAACAAAGCUCCAGUGGUGAAUUCCGCGUCGGCGUGCGCUGUCGUGGGUCUGCACUACUGCUCGGAGAACAAACUCAUCGUUCUGGUGGACGCCGGCACCAGCGCCAUCAUCGUCAUCGAUGAUAAUUCCGACCAGGACUCGUCGAAAGGAAUUGGCGUCCUGCGUCGCCUCAUCAACAUCCCCGGGGGCAUCUCCACCAGUGCGUCCAAUGGUGCCGAGUCCAUAACGGAAGCGGCGGAGUUUGCAGCGCGCAAGAUGUUGCUGAACACGAAAAUGUUUCGGAAAAACGCGUUGACGGCGGUGCCGGUGAUGACGCAGCCGGCCCCAGCCAAGUCGCCGAUGGAGACUUCGUCCGCUGUGACGUGCUUGAAGGUCGUUUUCGACGAGGAGAGUGACCGCUACUUGCUGUUUGUCGGGGACGAGCGAGGCUGCGUGGGGAUUUGGGACCCCUCCGUCAUGAUGCGAAGGUUAUCGCUAGCCAAGAUCCCGGAGAUCAAGUGCAAGUACUUACGACGCGGGUACCAGCCGAAGUCCAUGUUCUAUCGGGACUAUUUGAAAGACUCGGCGGAAGUUGACGGUAGGAACCUGCCGAACCAACGAGACAAACACCGUCUUGCUGUCAGCCAUGGUACUUCUGGAGGGGACUGGAGGGGAGCCAUGCUGCUGGGUGACGACUUGGAGCACAUGAACGUCCGCGCAACGCACACAGACCUCAAAAGGCUAUCAAAACGGCGACAGGAGAAUCGUAUGCCACAUACAACAACUAAUGGCAGUAAGCCACCCUCUCAGCAGCCAGCCGAAACUCCGUCACCUGCUCACGUGAAGGAGGCGGCGGUGGUGAACGCAGUGGCCGCCGCCGAGUUUCUGAUGAACAAGGGAUCGACCUUUUCACUAUCCAAGAAUCGGUCGAUACGGGGUCUCAGCUUAACACAAGCGAGCGCAGGUAUAAACCCGCCAGAGUCGAAGUCCUGGCCGGGAAGCACAUGCCACGAGAGUUUCCCUCAGGACGUGAAGCUGCAAGAACCCGGAGAUCACGAUGCUGGAGGAGGAGAUCAAGAUCAAGAAGUCCCUGACCGAGUCGUCUACAAGCGCAGCGAAGAUCGCAAAGUUUAG
This is a messenger RNA of Phytophthora sojae, 3045 nucleotides long. RefSeq lists its product as hypothetical. Gene Ontology annotation, molecular function: calcium ion binding; protein binding. The transcript has 4 exons. Bases 1 to 3045 code for a protein of 1014 amino acids. Lineage: Eukaryota; Oomycota; Peronosporomycetes; Peronosporales; Peronosporaceae. The record is from RefSeq and is a predicted model, not a curated record.